AUAAAAAUUUAUAAAUAUGUUGGUACAACUUAAUUACAAAGGGGGGAAGCUAGAAAGAAAGUUGUCCUCUAUAUAAAGCUAGCUCAUUAGUACGUGGUUGUGGUCGUGGUCGUGGUUGUGAUCGUGGUGCUAAUACGAGUUUACAGUAUGGGUAGACAACCUUGUUGUGACAAACUAGGGGUGAAAAAAGGCCCGUGGACGGCCGAGGAAGAUAAGAAGCUUAUCAAUUUUAUUCUUACUAAUGGUCAAUGUUGUUGGAGGGCGGUUCCUAAACUCGCCGGACUUCGGCGAUGUGGUAAGAGUUGCCGUCUCCGAUGGACUAAUUAUCUCCGACCGGAUUUGAAACGUGGCCUUCUUAGUGAUGCCGAAGAACAAUUGGUUAUUGACCUUCAUGCCCGAUUGGGAAAUAGGUGGUCCAAAAUUGCUGCAAGAUUGCCAGGAAGAACAGACAACGAGAUCAAGAAUCAUUGGAACACCCACAUCAAGAAAAAACUCAUUAAGAUGGGAAUCGACCCGAUUACCCAUGAACCAUUAAACAAAUCGGAUCAAUCCCCAAAUACUCAAAUUAUUACUCCAAACCAAUCAUCAUCUUCCUCUAAUAACAACAAUAAUUCGGAUAUUAGCACAGCUGAAUCCUUAAACCAAACCCAAUCAUCAUCGCCGGAAACCGCUAAUAGUUUUCCGGCAAUGUCGUCGGAAAACGUUACCAAUAAUAGUCCUCCUCCUCCGACGACGGAGAAUAGCUCGAGUGUUAAUGAUAAUCAAUCUAAUGACCCGAGUUUAAUUGAAGGUAUUAACAUCGAUAAUGCGUUAAUGAGUUACUUAUGGGAUGAUACUGAUGUUACACCAUUGGAGUUGCCCUACACGUAUAAUUGUGACCAACCUUGUUUAUCAAGCAAUAACGUUGCUAAUACGUGGGAAGAUAAUUAUUCGUGGUUAUUCGAUUGUGAAGAUUUUGGUAUACAAGAUUUUGGGCUUGAUUGCUUCAAUGACAUUGAAAUUAUGAACACAUUGGAUGUGUUAGAAAUGGGCAACAAGGAAUGAUAUAUAAUUAAUUAGCGUAAUGGGUCAUUAUUGAGACGUUAUAAUCAGACGACAGUCGAGCACAAAGGUGACCAGAGAAAAAAAAAAUGUAUGUACGUACGUAUCACGUAUCACAUAUCAUGUAUGUAUAUGUAGGCAUGUAUGUCAUAUGAUAUGCUACUUGUACAAAAUUUAAGUAGCAUGUUUCCACGUACAUUAUUAUUAUUAGGUUAAUUAUUUUUCAUUUUUA
Molecule: messenger RNA, 1273 nt
Organism: Spinacia oleracea (spinach)
Lineage: Eukaryota; Viridiplantae; Streptophyta; Magnoliopsida; Caryophyllales; Amaranthaceae
Product: MYB-like transcription factor ODO1
Exons: 3
Coding region: 148-1044 (298 amino acids)
Source: RefSeq, a predicted model, not a curated record